This is a messenger RNA of Echinococcus granulosus, 750 nucleotides long. Its product is annotated as Septin-7. The coding region runs from base 1 to 750 and encodes 249 amino acids. Gene Ontology annotation, molecular function: GTPase activity; molecular adaptor activity; GTP binding. Gene Ontology annotation, cellular component: septin complex; septin ring; microtubule cytoskeleton. The transcript is spliced from 5 exons. The record is from RefSeq and is a predicted model, not a curated record. Gene Ontology annotation, biological process: cytoskeleton-dependent cytokinesis. Lineage: Eukaryota; Metazoa; Platyhelminthes; Cestoda; Cyclophyllidea; Taeniidae.
AUGAUUCGUCUAAAGGUGAGGUGUCGAGUGUACCCCUGGGGAACAGUGGAGACGGACAGCUUGGAGCACAAUGAUUUUCAGGCGCUCAAGACCCUCUUGAUGCGGCAUUUUAUGCAGGAUCUAAUUGACGUGACCUACACAAAGCACUAUGCCAACUACCGGACGAACCGUCUGACAGACACCAUAGAGGCGGCUCACUUCAAUCUGCAGGAUGGACGUGAGCCUCUUAGCCAACUGGACGCUGAGCGAAAAACACAUCAGAUUAAGCUGGACAAGUUGGUGGAGGAGAUGAAUCAGGUUUACGUGGAGAAGGUCCGGGAACGCGAGAAGCGGCUGAAGGACAGUGAACACGAGAUGGCAGAACGUGUGCAACAGAUGCAACAACAGUUGGAAUCGGAGGCGGAGAAUAUUGCCACCGCGCGCCAGGCAUUCAAUGAUCAACGUGUCACCUGGGAAAUGGAAAAUAGGGACUAUGCUGACCCCAAUUUCCCGAUCAGCACUGUCACCACUACGUGUACAUGGUCAGCCGGUCUGUUGGUCUCAUCAUGGCGGAAGUUGCGUUCAUGCUCCCGAUCGCGUAAAAUGCAUUGGACGAGGCAGCAUUCACAGAGAGCCUCCUCUGCUCCUGGUAGGGAAUCGGCUCCCACCUCUCCCGGUGCUACGUCAUUCACCACAACAGAUGGUGGCUACCAUGUCGCCCUCCACUGUGCAGCACUUUUGGGUGCACCGUUAGCCCAGAUGGAGGGAUAG